Molecule: messenger RNA, 2099 nt
Organism: Danio rerio (zebrafish)
Lineage: Eukaryota; Metazoa; Chordata; Actinopteri; Cypriniformes; Danionidae
Product: zgc:165582
Biological process (GO): glycoprotein biosynthetic process
Cellular component (GO): Golgi cisterna membrane; Golgi apparatus; membrane
Molecular function (GO): 4-galactosyl-N-acetylglucosaminide 3-alpha-L-fucosyltransferase activity; glycosyltransferase activity; fucosyltransferase activity
Source: RefSeq, marked predicted
CAGCAUACGGACUGAACAAAAUGGUCUUGGUUCUGAUUCCUGCCUCCUAAGCGAAACACCACUGUGAACUCAGCUAACUUACAUCAAUAAACUACAGUCCAAGUAAACUGCAAACACCAGCAGAACCAUGCCAAAUCAAGAGCCCACAGCAGCAUUUAAUCCUAUUUAUUUGUUUCUUUUUAUCUCUGUUGGAUUGAACAUAUUUUUAGUAUAUUCUGGAUACUUGAGCACUGAUUAUAACACAUUGUCAUACACCACGACUUGUACAACUUUGAAAGAGAAGCCUCUGGAAAACAGCACUAUCCUGCUCAUAUGGAUUUGGCCAUUUGGAAAAAAAUUUGAUUUAAAUUCUUGCAGUGCAAAAUUUAAUAUAGAUGGCUGUCACUUGACUGUAGAUCGAGAGCUUUACGAUGAUGCUCAUGGAGUACUGAUAAAUCACAGAGACAUUAAAAAUGACCUGUCAAAUUUACCCACAAAGCCACGACCCUUCUUCCAGAAAUGGAUAUGGAUGCACUUUGAGUCCCCAGAAAACACAAGACGACUCGACGGUCUGAACAACCUGUUUAAUGUGACGUUGAAUUACAGACGGGAUGCUGAUAUUGUGCUUCGUGAACAAUUUAUUAUUAAAAGUGAAGAUACUGAGGAUAAGAUUUUCCCACAAGUUCUGGACAAGAAAGACAAAUUAGUUUGCUGGAUAGUGAGCAACUGGAAUGAGAGGCAUGAACGGGUAGCUUAUUUUAAUGAGCUAAAAAAGCACAUCGACAUUUAUGCCCUUGGGAGACAUUUUGGGAAACAAUUAAGUGACACGCAAUACAAGGAAACAUUAACUAGAUGUAAGUUCUAUCUUUCAUUUGAGAACACAAACCUUCACUACGACUACAUCACAGAAAAGCUGUUCAAUCCUCUCACCCUUGGAUCAGUGCCGGUGGCUCUUGGGGCUCCAAGAUACAUAUAUGAGAGAUUUGUGCCGAAAGAUGCUUUCAUCCACGUGAAGGAUUUUUCCAGCCCUCAGAAACUGGCUGAACACCUGCUGUCACUGGACAAGAAUGUCGACGAAUACAAAAAGUAUUUUCAGUGGAGAAAACACUUUGAAAUUAAACUUGUUAGCUAUCCUGAAGAGCAUGCGUGCCGUGCCUGUCAGUAUAUAAGAACAAAAAAAGACUACCAGGUGUUUAGAAACCUUAACAAUUGGUACUGGGAUGCCAUCAAUGAUGGGACCUAAAUGGGAUGGGUUUUGCAAUUGAGGCAGCUCUUAAAACGGUUGACUGCCUGGUCAAUGCACUGAUGUACUUUCUGUGAAAUGAUAAUUCAUUAAUUGCCAAGAUAGGGAUUAGAUGCUGAUACAUCUAAGCAAAUCCCAUAAUUAUCACCACUAAAGGGAGUAGAUUUGCAAUCCUCUUUUUGCUUCCAUUAUUAUUUUUUGUGAUAACUGACAUCUAAAGCCCAAUUUAUACUUCAGCAUGGAAUGAUUGCUGUAUCCCACUGCACAUUCCGUAAACGAAGCUGAUGCUGUUUUGAGAAUUUAUAAUUCAGUGGUCAGACUUCUGAAAUGCAGCAUUUGGCAGUGGGAUUUCUAUCGUGUCAAGUUUACUUUCCGGUGGUUGGGUUUACGGUGCAUUUGUGUUUAUUGCUUCUGUAAAAAGUAGGGAAAAAAAACUUGCCUCAUUCAGGGACGAAAGUGUCAGCAGUGAGAGUUUAAGUUGUCACUUAUUAAACUUUCAAGCCCACCCCGCCCACAUUUUUCACAACUGUACUAAGCCAGCCAAUCAUAGGUCUUGUCAUUGUGAUGUGUAAUUACAUUUUUGAGAGGUGCGCAUGGUUGAAUGACGAAGGUUAUGUGACUGUGUAAAGGCUACAUGUCAACCACCUGCACUCAACAUAGAAGUAUAAAUUGGCCUUAAAGGAACAGUUCACUCAAAAUUUCAAAUGCUUUUAUUUACUCAAACUUUGCUAGUUUCAAACCUUAUUUCUUUUUGCUUUUGUACAGCAAUUAUGUGCAUAAGUAAUCCUUUUAUAUGUCUGACGUGGUCCAAACUUAAUUACAGCACGCUAGACUACACAGAACCUAAAAGGUACACUUUCAAAAUUUAUUCCAAAAA